AAUUCUUGAGAAAAGUUACAUACGUCGCUUCUGCCGGCUUUGACGACGCUUUUGUUGUGACACAGGAGAAAUUGGUGUUUCUAAAAAUAAAGAAAAAAAGAUGGAAAAGCAAAAAAUGUCUUGGGUACCAUUAGAAUCAAAUCCAGAGGUUAUGACAAAGUUGUUCCAUAAACUUGGCGUCCCAACAAAAUGGAAUAUCGUCGAUGUCUAUGGAUUAGAACCAGAUUUACUGGCCAUCCUAACGAAACCAGUUCUUGCCAUGAUUUUAUUGUAUCCACUUUCAGACACGGAGAAAAAUCGUGUAACAAAAGAAGAUAAUGAAACAAAUGGCAGUGCAACAAUUUCUCCGAAUGUUUAUUAUUUGAAACAAUUUAUAUCAAAUGCUUGUGGAACAAUUGCUUUAAUUCACAGUUUAGCUAAUAAUGUCGAUAAGCUCGACUUGCAAGAUGGAAUGCUAAAAUCAUUUUUAGAAGAAACUAAAAAUUUGUCACCAACUGAACGCGGGGAACGUUUAAUGAGCGCUGGGGACAUUGCCGACACUCAUAAAGAAUUUGCAAGAGAAGGUCAAACAGAGGUUCCUGAUGAAUCCUAUCAUCACUUUGUGACAUUUGUUGAAAAAGAUGGUCACAUUUAUGAAUUGGACGGACGAAGAGAUGGUCCAAUAAAUCAUGGGGUUUCUAGUCCCUCUACAUUUUUGGAAGACGCCGCUCGUGUUUGCAAAGAAUAUAUGAAACGAAAUCCAGACGAAAUGGGUUUCUCAGUUCUUGUACUUACACCAGCUUAAGAAAUAAAUAAAGAAACAAAAAUCUAAUCAUAUAUAUUAGGUAUAUAUAAAACCGCUGUGCUGUGUGGCUAUUGCAAUCUCAAUGUUACUCGAAAAAAAAGUUUUCUUCGAUGUAUUUUGCCUUUUUGCAAACUAAAAACUGCGUAUUUAUAAAUUUUAUCAAUAAAAAAAAGAGAAGUUGUUU
This is a messenger RNA of Leptopilina heterotoma, 968 nucleotides long. It is a transcript of the gene Uch, whose product is annotated as ubiquitin carboxyl-terminal hydrolase-like. Gene Ontology annotation, biological process: protein deubiquitination; ubiquitin-dependent protein catabolic process. NCBI's taxonomy places the organism in Eukaryota, Metazoa, Arthropoda, Insecta, Hymenoptera, Figitidae. Gene Ontology annotation, cellular component: cytoplasm. The record is from RefSeq and is a predicted model, not a curated record. Gene Ontology annotation, molecular function: cysteine-type deubiquitinase activity. The coding region runs from base 101 to 784 and encodes 227 amino acids. The transcript has 7 exons.